This is a messenger RNA of Stegastes partitus (bicolor damselfish), 1291 nucleotides long. Its product is annotated as tensin-like. Gene Ontology annotation, biological process: fibroblast migration. The transcript has 15 exons. The annotation marks the transcript as partial. Gene Ontology annotation, cellular component: focal adhesion. The record is from RefSeq and is a predicted model, not a curated record. NCBI's taxonomy places the organism in Eukaryota, Metazoa, Chordata, Actinopteri, Pomacentridae.
AGGCAGGGAGAAUGCAGAGGUAGAAACAAGGCAGAGGGGGAGAGAAGAGAGAGGGGAGAGCGUGAGAAAAAGUGGCAGGUCACCACAUCAUGUCAAACAGCGACGACUACUGCUCCUACGAACUAUGAGCUGCCUCCUACUCCUCAGCUGCCAUUAAAGCAUGUAGAUACACCGGGAUCCACAAGAUCCUGCAAGAGCGUGGAGAUAAGGCGAAAGCAGUCGCGGAGUCAGAGCGUGGUUCAGGCCAUGGAGGAGAGCUAUGAGGUGGACUUGGUCUACAUCACGGAGAGGAUCAUCUCUGUCUCCUUCCCCGCCGCCGCCGAGGAUCCCAGCUACAACGCCAACCUCAAGGAGGUGGCGACGAUGCUGCGGUCGAAACACGGCGAAAACUAUCUGAUGCUCAACCUGAGCGAGCGGAGGAAUGACUUGUCGAAGUUAAACCACAAGGUUCUUGAGUUCGGCUGGCCAGACCACCACGCACCGGCGCUGGACAAGAUCUGCAGCAUGUGCAAGGCCAUCGACACGUGGCUCAACGGAGACCCGCGCAACGUGGUGGUGCUACACAACAAGGGGAACCGCGGUCGAACGGGGGUGGUGGUGGCUGCGUACAUGCACUACAGCAACAUAUCCGCAAGCGCUGACCAAGCGUUGGACAGGUUCGCCAUGAGGCGCUUUUACGAGGACAAGGCGCUUCCGGUGGGUCAGCCGUCACAGAAAAGAUACGUGCGCUACUUCAACGGCCUUCUGUCCGGACACAUAAAAAUCAACAACAAGCCUCUGUUCCUGCAUCACGUCAUCAUGCACGGCAUACCCAACUUUGAAUCCAAAGGAGGCUGCCGUCCUUUCCUGAAGAUCUACCAGGCGAUGCAACCCGUCUACACGUCAGGAAUCUACAACGUGCAAGGAGACAGCAACACCAGUAUCUGUAUCACCAUCGAACCUGGACUGCUUCUGAAGGGGGACAUCCUGCUGAAGUGUUACCACAAGAGGUUCAGAAACCCGACCAGAGACAUGGUAUUCAGGGUGCAGUUCCACACUUGCGCCAUCCACGACCUCGGCGUGGUUUUCGGGAAGAACGAGUUGGAUGAGACCUUCAAAGAUGAGAGGUUCCCAGAGUACGGCAAGGUGGAGUUUGUUUUCUCAUACGGACCAGAAAAAAUCAAAGGCCUGGGCCACCUGGAGAACGGGCCGAGCGUUUCUGUGGACUACAACACCCAGGACCCUCUGAUCCGCUGGGACUCGUACGACAACUUCAACCACCGCUGUGAGGACAACGCAGACGGCGAGCACG